Messenger RNA from Stereum hirsutum FP-91666 SS1, 1953 nucleotides. Its product is annotated as NAD-P-binding protein. The transcript has 3 exons. Gene Ontology annotation, biological process: steroid biosynthetic process. Bases 288 to 1898 code for a protein of 536 amino acids. The record is from RefSeq and is a predicted model, not a curated record. NCBI's taxonomy places the organism in Eukaryota, Fungi, Basidiomycota, Agaricomycetes, Russulales, Stereaceae. Gene Ontology annotation, molecular function: 3-beta-hydroxy-Delta5-steroid dehydrogenase (NAD+) activity.
GACACCCAAAACUGUCCUAGUGCCGGCUCUUCACACCGCUGGAUGCAUAAUCUUCGCUCCUAAAACUCAGAUCUGUUUGUCAGUGCUGAUUACAGCAUCUGUCGUCUCGACGUGGUCCUUUGUCCUGGUAGGUAACGCGUCUUCGCUGCCUACUCCUUCAGCUGCUCGAUCAGUAUAACUCUGCGGCUCAUACCUCGACAUUUUUAGGCCGAAACACUCGUCUCAAUACCUCAUAAGUUCUGUCCACUUAUAAGCAACACGACGCAGACCGCCACCUUCACCACACUAUGUCGACCUUCCUCGUCCUACUCUCUACAUUUUUCGCUUCUAUAGGCCUCUUAUAUCUCUAUAUACGCGCAAAUGACGCGAAAAUCAUGCGUCUUCUACCUGAGGCCGCCACAUUCUCUCCGAAACGAUGGACAGAACAGGAUGCGAGACAGGGUGCGAAGGAGAUCAGAGAGAAACCUAUCACGAUAGAUGGUGUUUUGCCACCAAGGACAGGCAGGAGAUACAUCGUUAUUGGAGGGGCAGGGUUCCUCGGUGGAUGGAUCGUGCGUCAUUUGUUAGAGAGAGGAGAAGACCCAAAGAAGAUACGCGUGCUGGAUAUUAGACCCCCACGACGGAAAGAUUUGACGACGGGUCCGGCGAGAGACGUGGAUUUCCGACAAGUCGAUAUUUCGGACAAGAAGGCUGUCGAUGAGGCAUUUCACGCUCCAUGGCCUUCUUCCUCUACCGCGAAUAUCUCCCCCUCGUCAUCCGAUGCAACCGUGUCCGAUAUAGGCAUUACAGUAUUCCAUACUGCCGCCAAUAUCCGGUUCUACGAACGGCACCCUUCGCUUUUACCCCUUUCAUCAAAGGUUAACGUCAACGGAACGCAGAAUAUCGUCGAUGCGGCGAGACGUAUCGGUGUUUCGGUCAUUGUGUAUACCUCUUCGGGCAGCAUAUCGGUCAGGAGAGCGAGAUUCUGGCUAUGGCCUUGGGAGAAACAGCCCGAUUUCUUCGUGCAAUAUAUCACGGACGACGACGCCUUGGUCCCCAAGCGGCAUGAGGAUAUGUUCUCCAAUUACGCGGCUUCGAAGAUCCAGGCGGAGAGGAUCGUCAGGCAGGCGGAUAGGACGCCGACUGGAACUGGAGAAGAAAGGGUGUUGAGGACGGGAUGUAUUCGACCUGGGAAUGGGAUCUAUGGCCCCGGCGGAGAUUUACUCUGUGGCUCUUACCUCGUCCGUCAAACCAACCCCACCUGGAUCGCCGACAUACUCCAUAACUUCGUCUACGUCGAGAACGGAUCCCUCGCACAUCUAUGCUACGAGCGUCGUCUACUCGAUCUCAUCGGCUCUCCAGACUCGGAGACCGCAGGACCGGAUAUCGGAGGACAGGCGUUCGCGAUCACGGAUGCGGGUCCGCCUGUGACUUAUGGAGAUGUGUACCAGACGUUGAACGUCCUCACGGAUGGACUGACGGUGUUUCCGAAUAUGUCGGCGACGGCUAUGCUUUUGCUUGCGCAUAUUUUCGAGGCCGUUCAUCUGUCGCAUAUGUUUCUCCAGCUCUCCUCAUACCCUCUACUUCGUCAUAUCUCACGCUUCGUGCCCCGACUUAACGGCGAUCUAAUCAACCUACAGCCUUCGCUGUUUGCAUUAACGAUGGUGCAUCUAAUUUGGGAUGACUCGAGAGCUAGGAAAGGAGCGGCCGAGGGAGGGAUAGGGUAUAAUCCGCCUUGGACGACGAUGCAGGGGUUGUGCAAGCUUGUAGAGGAGCAUUUGAAGGGAGAUGGGAAGGGGGAAGCGGAUAGGAGUACGGAUGGAGGAGUUAGCUUUGGGUGGCCGAGUAUGAAGGCUGGGAGGGGAGUACAGAGGGUUAAGGAGGGGUUGGGAGCGGAGCCGACGAAGUUGAUGAACUGAAGGAUGUGCAAGGGAGCUGUAUAUUGAGGCCAGAGGGGCACUCGUGUAUCUUUAU